CCCCCCGGGUUUCUGAGCACGGCGUCGUUGGAACAGCGCUCACUUCAAUCCUUUGAUCGGCUGGUGUGGUUUUUGUGAGCUUUUCGAGCCAAGGAGGUCGUCGGAACAACAACAACAACAACAAAGGAGAUGAGCACGAAGAAGAAGGCAGAGAAUCACUCGAGGGCAGCGAGCAGACCACGGGUCAUGAUGUGUGGAGGCUCCCAUGCUGAUUCGGAGAGGGACUCUGGAUUCUCAGAUGCGAGCUCAGAGCAUAUGAGCACUAUGGACACCACAGACUGUGAGGAUUCGCCCCGUCCUGUUGUGCAGCAGGGAGCACAGGCGCCCGGCUCUCGGGUGGCUGUGUUAGGAGGCUCCUACUCCAACCUCUCUCGCAUGAUCAUCAUGAACAAUGUCCUCCUGAAACCGCCUGAAAACAACCCUCCUGCUCUAAAGCCCUGGGCCUUUAGCCCCGCUGUGGAGGUGGUUCAGCCUGUGGUCCAGCAACCUCAGGUCGUGUUCCUCCAGCCUGUGGUUUCUCGCCAAGCUUCCCCUGCCUCUAAAGAGACCACCUCCAGACACAAACGCCCUAAGAAGUAUCUUCCAAUCCUGAAAUCCUACCCCAAGAUUGCACCACAUCCCGGAGACAAAUCCUCUUCCUCAGGGAGAGGAACUGCGUCCUUGUCUUCACCUUCCUCCUCUUCUUCUUAUUCCUCUUCUUUCUCAACGGAUUCAAAGAGAGGUAACAGUCUGAUCUCCAACCACCGUGAACACAGUCCAAGAGAAAAACAUCCAAGAAGUGUGUGUGGUAGUGUUAGUAGCUCUGGCUCGAUCAUUACCAGUCUUCCUGGUGACCGCGGCACCGUCUUGUCCCGUCUCCAGAACCGACUUUCUUCCCCUACAUCAGAAUCCAGCGCCAGCAGUAGUCCUGCCAGGGAGAGGCCUUCCUCGGCCAUCAGCCAAUCAGAGUUUACCACCUCCCUUUCGAUCACUCAGACCACCGAUUCCAAAAAACAGACACUCCCUUUUCCACGGAUGGACGCCCAGGAGAACGUUAUGCUGGAAGAAAGCGACCUAAGUGACAAUGAUGCUGAUACAAAGAGGAAGCGUUUCUGCAACACCUACAACAUUCUGAGCAAAUCUGGCCUGCUCGACAUUGCUCUUCGUACCAAGGAGCUCCUCAGGCAGAGCCGACACACCCAGAACGACCUAGACCGGCUGAAAGAACACACAGACCUCUUCUUCAAGGCCCUGCGGAGCGGUGACACUAGCAUCUGUAUUAAGCUGCAGGCCAGCCUUCAGGAGGAGGACGACAGAGAGCCAGAGGGGGAGAGAGCUGCUCAGACCAGCUUAAAGGCAGAUUAAACCUGGGUUAGUGCAAGACAGUGAACCUUUAGUCUGGGAUGGGGAAGGGAAGGCCAUGGUUGGGGGGUGUCCCAGCGUUGCAGAGACAGAUGGCCUGAAAGUAAUGUGCUCCACAAUAUACUACCACCCCAGAUUCUCUCACACAGACAGUGUGCUGUGGCCUACAUUUUGGCUGCUGCCUGCCCAAGGGCUCUGACACACCGAGCUGACCUCACAUGCAGAUGAAGACUCUUUGUGGCCACCCAGCUUCUGAUAAAAGUCCCACUGAAAUUCAUUGCAAGAAUAUCUAUACGCAUGAUAAUGUGUAGCUUUUAAAAGUUGCCUGCAAAUUUAGCUUUGCUGUACCUGAUGGUCAGUCAGUCUAAUGUGUUAGGCUUGUAGAAAGAGAAAAGAUGUAAACAAAUGUUUGCUAAAGAAUUGCUUGGUCAGUCUCUGUCAACUCACCCACUGGGGCUUAUUGGAUAGCGUAAAACUGUGAGUGAUGGUCAGCCGCUCCCAUAAAGCUUGGUCACCAACUGUCGACUGGAAGUGUCAGGGAUCAUAGGAAAGAACCACAGCACACUGACCCUGGUUACAACUCUUCCACUAAAACCGCUGCACAGAACUAUUUGUCUCAUUGGCAAUCAAGACCCAAAACGAGAGGAUUGGAUCUAACUUAUGAAGGGAAGAACAAAAAGAAAACCUUCUCUAUGUCAAAAGCACAACAGAGGCUCAGAAUGUGAGAGUUUGAUUGAUUAGAACACCGGGGCAUAAAGUGCACAAGUCAGGAACGAAUUCAGAUUUUUGCAUCAUUCAUGCUUUCCUUUAUGCUAUGUUACACAUAAUACUAAAGAUAGAUUGGUGCAGCAGUUACCAAUUAUGCACAAACUCUGAUUACGACAGGCCUAAGGGAUGAAUGUGUUCAGGCCUUCUGCCAGUCAGCAUCUUCUAAUAUGUGCCUAACGGGUCUUUCAGUUCCUGUUCUGUUUUAAAAACUCGAUGUGAAAGAUUUAUUACGGCCGGCCGACAGUUUCAAAUUCAGCAUUCCCAUCAUGUUUGCUGUGAUACGAGGCAAACUGGCUGCCAGUAAAGCUCCUAAUAGCCUUUUUUAAUUCUUCCCUGGCGAGAUCCUGUUAUCUUCCUGUAGCGCUACCAUUUACUUGUGUAAUAUUUGUUUUAUAUAUGUAUAUACGCAUGGUUGUAAUUUAAUGUGAAAUGUAUGAAAAUAAUCGUGAGUCCCCUUAGACAAUCAUCAAGUGUCUUGAUGAAGAGCAGUUGUCGUGCAUUAACUUCGGGCCUCUUGCAUCCAUGGUUUUGAUUUUCUAUUCAACAAGAAGUCCAACAGUUAGACAGUCAAAUCAGGAACAGUUUUGUGUUUAUUGUUGCAUAUUUGUACGUUUCUAGUUAUGGCCUUAAUAUCCAAAUCCUGUGUCGGUCACAGACCUUUGAAUUUGCACUAAAAUGAUGGAAGCCCAUUCUCCCGGUUAGAAUUAAAUGGCAGCUAUGGGAAAUAAUUAUUUGCAAACAAGAUUGCAGACUUUUUAUUUUUCAAGUGCAUUGUGAGUCAUCAUAAGCACAUUACCAGUAAAUACAUUCUGCUCCUACAGUCAAGUCGUACGUUAGAUUAUACUGAGAUUUUACGAUUACUAGCAGUUUUCUCAAUAUUAAACAUUGUUUAUCAAAUGUCUUUGUCAAUUAAAAUAUGAAAUAUUUGUGACGAUAA
Messenger RNA from Pleuronectes platessa (European plaice), 3046 nucleotides. It is a transcript of the gene cipcb, whose product is annotated as CLOCK-interacting pacemaker b. Gene Ontology annotation, cellular component: nucleus. The coding region runs from base 130 to 1344 and encodes 404 amino acids. The transcript has 4 exons. The record is from RefSeq and is a predicted model, not a curated record. Gene Ontology annotation, biological process: negative regulation of DNA-templated transcription; negative regulation of circadian rhythm. NCBI's taxonomy places the organism in Eukaryota, Metazoa, Chordata, Actinopteri, Pleuronectiformes, Pleuronectidae.